Messenger RNA from Peromyscus californicus insignis, 342 nucleotides. RefSeq names its product small cysteine and glycine repeat-containing protein 7-like. The transcript has a single exon. The record is from RefSeq and is a predicted model, not a curated record. Lineage: Eukaryota; Metazoa; Chordata; Mammalia; Rodentia; Cricetidae. Bases 1 to 342 code for a protein of 113 amino acids.
AUGGGUUGCUGUGGCUGUGGAGGUUGUGGUGGCUGUGGCUGUGGUGGCUGUGGCUGUGGUGGCUGUGGUUGUGGCGGCUGUGGCUGUGGUGGCUGUGGCUGUGGCUGUGGCGGCUGUGGUUGUGGUGGCUGUGGCUGUGGCGGCUGUGGCUGUGGUGGCUGUGGCUGUGGCUGUGGCGGCUGUGGCUGCUGUGGCUGCUGCACCCCUGUGGUCUGCUGCUGCCGCCGCACCUGCUGCAGCUCCUGUGGCUGUGGCUCCUGUGGCUGUGGCUGUGGGAAGGGCUGUUGCCAGCAGAAGUGCUGCUGCCAGCAGAAGUGUGGCUGCAAGAAGUGCUGCUGCUAG